AUGAUCUUUAGAGUAAAAUGCCCAUUUCUGUUCAGCAGAUAAGCAUCCGUCCAGAUGGCAUCUGAAUCCGUGAAGGUGGUGGUCAGAUGUCGACCACUGAACGACAGAGAGAAGGCGCUGAACUGUAAGAUGGUGGUUUCCAUUGACAGCAGUCACUGUCAGUGUUUCAUUGAGAAACCUGGAGCCUCGGAAGAGCCGCCCAAACAAUUCACGUUUGAUGGGGCUUAUUAUAUGAACCAUUCCACUGAGCAGAUCUACAACGAGAUCGCAUAUCCUCUGGUGGAGGGUGUAACUGAGGGCUACAAUGGGACAAUUUUUGCUUAUGGACAAACAGGGAGUGGCAAGUCGUUCACUAUGCAAGGUGUUCUAGAUCCUCCUUCCCAGAGGGGAAUCAUCCCUAGAUCUUUUGAGCACAUCUUUGAGACAAUCCAGUGUGCAGAGAACACAAAAUUCCUUGUACGGGCCUCUUACCUGGAAAUUUACAAGGAGGAAAUCAGAGAUCUUUUGGCAAAAGACACCAAACAGAAGAUGGAACUGAAGGAGCAUCCUGAGCGUGGUGUGUAUGUACGGGAUCUGUCCAUGCACACGGUGCACAGCGUUGGGGAAUGUGAGCGGAUCAUGGAUCAGGGCUGGAGGAAUCGCUCUGUGGGCUUCACACUCAUGAACAAAGAUUCAUCUCGCUCACACUCCAUAUUCACCAUUCACCUGGAGACCUGCAACACAGAUGCUGCAGGUGAAGAACAUCUGCGUGCUGGAAAGCUCAAUCUCGUGGACCUUGCAGGAAGUGAACGGCAGUCGAAAACCGGUGCUACUGGAGAUCGCCUUCAGGAAGCCACCAAGAUCAACUUGUCUCUUUCAGCCCUUGGCAAUGUUAUAUCUGCGUUGGUGGACGGUCGUUCCAAGCACAUCCCGUAUCGUGAUUCCAAGCUCACUCGUUUGCUUCAAGACUCUCUGGGCGGAAACACUCGUACCCUCAUGGUAGCCUGUCUCUCACCUGCCGACAACAAUUACGAAGAGAGCAUCAGUACUCUACGCUACGCCAACCGUGCCAAGAGCAUCCAAAACCGUCCGGUCAUCAACGAGGACCCAAAAGAUGCCCUCCUGCGCGAGUAUCAGGAGGAAAUCAAGAAGUUGCGGGCGUUAAUCUCUGGGGAGCUGGGGUCUGCCAACCUCAGUUCACUUUUGGCAGGUCAGAAUUUAGGAGAUCCUCCAGCUGUUCUGUCGCGACCCCAGAGCAACACAUCAGAGAGCGAAGCUGAAAAAGACCGUAUAAAAGAGGAAUAUGAGAAGAAACUAGCGAGGCUGCAGGCAGAGUAUGAUGCCGAACAAGAGUCCAAAGUCAAACUCCAGGAGGACAUUGCUGCCUUGAGAACAUCAUACGAGACCAGACUCUCUUCUCUGGAGAGGUCCAGAGCUAGUCGAACACACACCACUGGUGGCCCUUGUGUGGACCAUCCUAAAGAAGAGCCCAUCACUGCACCUGUGGCCACACAAGAACAGGCGAAUGUUGACCACGAUGUACCCGAGGAGAGUCCGUCUUCUGCUGCUGCCAGUGUUAAAGGAGCUCCCAGUGGCGAGAGUUUGGUUUCAGCUACAGUUAUGGUUGCAACACCAGAUCAACUGGACCAGAAGCAUGUUUUAGAAAGGCUGCAGCAGCUGGAGCAGGAGUUUGUGGGUGGAGAGCAGGUGAGGAACGAGGAACUGAAGCAGAGACUCAGACAGAGGAAGACUCUGGCUGACCAGAGGAAGAAGCAGCUAAUCGAAGCUCUGAGCCAGAGCAGUGAGGACAGCGACAGCGUUCUGCUGAACGUAUACGAUUCCAUCCAGGAGGAAGUUCAUGCCAAGAGCAGACACCUGGAGAACACACAGAAGAAGUUGAAAGCUGCUAAGUUGGAGAUCAGGGAUCUUCAGGCAGAGUUUGAGAUGGAGAGAGAUGAUUAUCUGGCCACCAUCCGGCGUCUAGAGCGGGAAGGCCAGCUCCUUCAAGGAAUCUUGGAGCGUGUGGCGCCCCUGGUGCGAAGGGACUGUAACUACAGCAACCUGGACCGGCUGCGGAAGGAAGCGGUGUGGGAUGAAGAGGGAGGGACCUGGAGACUGCCAGAGGUUGUGGUGCAGAAAACCACUUUACCUGCAGUGCCUCCUUCAGGUGCCAUUGCCCCUGGCAGACUUUCAGCACGCAGGAAUUCAGCCUCAGACCUUGCCGACCCUUUUGUGCAAGAAUUGGAGGAGGAUCGCUACAAGGAAAUGUUGAAACGCAGUGAUAGCCAACAUAUCGCCACUAACUACUUCAAGCCAAAACGGACCAGUCAGCUUUUGGUCGGCGACUCUAUUAAAAACACAAUGAAUUAUUCGGGUUCAGUCGGUAAUGGUUCAGCCCACCAGACCUCCAGUGGGUCCAGUUUGUCUCCUCUAACCGUGGAUUCUCUCCCUCCGCGGCCCUUCCGUUUGGAGUCCCUUGGAGUCCCACCUGCACACGGCAAAGUAAAACGCAAGAAGAGCAAGUCACUCAUCCCAACUGAGGGCAACUGACAGGACACGGCUCUACAAAUCUUUUGUAUAUUUAAGAGAGUCCAGAGCUUUAUAUCUUUUAAAGCUGCUAUUAUCUGAUUUUAUUUCAUAUGUACAUAAAUAGACAUAUUUUUAUUGUAU
Messenger RNA from Rhinichthys klamathensis goyatoka, 2649 nucleotides. It is a transcript of the gene kif17, whose product is annotated as kinesin family member 17. Bases 55 to 2529 code for a protein of 824 amino acids. Gene Ontology annotation, molecular function: ATP binding; microtubule motor activity; microtubule binding. Gene Ontology annotation, biological process: microtubule-based movement. NCBI's taxonomy places the organism in Eukaryota, Metazoa, Chordata, Actinopteri, Cypriniformes, Leuciscidae. The record is from RefSeq and is a predicted model, not a curated record. The transcript is spliced from 14 exons.